Neurospora hispaniola is the source of this 539-nucleotide messenger RNA. RefSeq lists its product as uncharacterized. The coding region runs from base 61 to 330 and encodes 89 amino acids. NCBI's taxonomy places the organism in Eukaryota, Fungi, Ascomycota, Sordariomycetes, Sordariales, Sordariaceae. The record is from RefSeq and is a predicted model, not a curated record. The transcript has a single exon.
CCGAUGGUCACUCCAUUCCCUUCUUGAGCCAGGAUUUUGCCAGUCCGUUGUUGUCCGCUCAUGUUUGUCAAUCUUUCCGCUUGUCUUGGGUCUUCAGUAUUGGACUUAGGUAGGGCUGAACUUGAGCUCACCACGCCCGCCUCUCUGUUUCCGACCUGUUGCGGUCAUUGUUUUGACCUCCCCAAGAAUCCGUUGACGACGCGGACAAUGUUGACUCCACACCUGAUUUCAUGCAUGCCAGGGCCCGGGGAACAAAAAGGGGACGGUGCGGGACCUCCAUUUAGUGUACACUAUUCCUGGUCCCCCAGAAUCCGGCAGAUGGCGCCGUGAUUGGUCUUUGGACAUGGGGAGCGGAAGCGCUGCUUUGUCUUUGCCACGGAGGCCCAUAUAUUGACGGCACCAAGCUGGGUUCGGCUAGCCUGGUCCAGGAUCCAGCCACUAAUAAGCAGCAUGUUUCCAGCCUUCCCCGCUCACCCUUCGAAGGCUCGAACCCACACCUGGUGGUCCAUCCUCCGAGCCUCCGUACCAUUUUAUACCGU